This is a messenger RNA of Daktulosphaira vitifoliae (grape phylloxera), 2749 nucleotides long. RefSeq lists its product as uncharacterized. The record is from RefSeq and is a predicted model, not a curated record. The transcript is spliced from 3 exons. NCBI's taxonomy places the organism in Eukaryota, Metazoa, Arthropoda, Insecta, Hemiptera, Phylloxeridae. The coding region runs from base 139 to 2658 and encodes 839 amino acids.
AUUUUGUUACGUCCGGUCACUAUAACGUUUUUUUAUUUACUUGAUAGAGGGUUAAAAUAAUGUUUGUUAAAUACCAUCUAGUUUUUAUUUUUAAAUUCAACUAUAUUUUUUAAUUAAGUUUAUUAGUUUUCUAUUAUAAUGUCACGCAACAAUUUUGAUUCAACAACUUCUACUUUUAAGGCACCAUUAGCUCCAAUAAGAAUGCCUCAAUCUACCCAAGCACCAGAGGCACUGCUUUUCAAUGAUAUAAUGGAGGAUAAAACUACAAUUUUACGAAAUACAAUGGCUGAAUUUUUACAAGUACAGCCAUAUCGUAAAUUUGAAUUUGAAUUUUCAAAUUUUCUCAACCGGGUAAAAGGUAUGAUAGAAGAAGGACAUCGUAAUGGUGCUAAUGCUUCCCGUCUAACAAAUAUUUCACAUAUUGCUCCAAUGUAUAACAGACCUUCAAUGAGUUUUAAUUGUAGACCUCCAUCUACAAUGUCAAUGUUCCCUUCAAAUCAGAGUUCUUAUCAGAUAUCCGAAACAAAUUACCAACAACGCAUUCAACCUUUAAAUCCAUUUAAACCUCCAUCAAGUGUUUCUAUGUUACAACCCAAGUUAUUAUCUCACAAUGAUGAUGAUAUGAUUAACCAUGAACAUAGUUGUUCUCCCAAAUCAUGUACUACAAUUAUUGAAAUGGGACAACAAGCUAAUAAUGUAACUAAAAGAACUUGUGAUGAUUUUGAAAGCCAUGAAGAUCAUGUACCAGAAAAACAUCAGGAUACUGCUAUUAACAAAUACUCUGAUAUGACAAUAAUUGAGAAUGGUUCAUUUACAGAAAAUAGUAAUGUAAAUAACUCAAAUCGAUGCAAGUUGCUUGAAUCUGAUUUAGAGAAUGUUGGAUUCAAAAUCGUUGUUGGACUACCAAAUAAAAGUACUACAUUAAGUAAAAAGGAUCAUUCAAGUCGAUUAGAUAUUGUUCCCCAAAGUCAACUUAAUAACAUCUCUGAAACUCUUGAAAAAUAUUUGUCUAAGUGGUCUAUUAAUGUAAAAGAAAUGAAAUCGCAAAAAAAAACUAAAGUUGCAAUUGUAUUAUCUGGUACUCUCUUGGCUCAAGAUAAAGUUACAGUUUUAGAAAAAAAUCAUGAUGCAGGUAUCUUAGAGUGUAGAAAAGAAAAAAAUCUAAUAAAAACUAAAAAUGGACUGUAUCGUCUCCUUGGAAAUAUAAUUAGUGGUUAUCCAAAAAAUGUUUUUACUAUUUGCCUUGAAACUGGUGGUAUUCCAUUAAGAUGGAGGAUACUUUUAUGCACACAUGAAAAUGUGAAAAGAGAAUUAAAAAAACCACCUUUAAACUUUUCAUUAGAAUCUCCAGCGGGACCAAUGAAAUUAUCUAAACCUGCUCUUAAUUUAGAUGUCAGUAUGACAAGGAAAGGUACAUCUUAUGGCACAAGUAAAGUUGUAGUCAACAAAGAUAUUAGUAACAAAAGAAAAUUUCCUGAAUGUGAUACUGCUGCUGAGAAUAAUAAAAGUAAACAUCGCAAAUAUCAAGCACCCUUGUUAGCUUCGACACCAAAAAGGCCAAGAUUACAUCCACAAUGCGCAACUCCAAGUGAAAUUUUAAAAAGUAAAUUAUGUCGUAAGCUCAAUGUAAAUCAUGAAAUGUCUAAACAUAAAAAUUGUAAAACUUUGAAUACAGCAAAUGAUUCCAUUGUGGUAAAGAAAAGACAAUCGUAUACUAAAGAUGAAAACAUUCAGUUUUUAAGACCACCAACACCUAUGACUAAUAAUAACGCUAAUGGUUCUAAGUCGGCCUCAUCUGAAAAAUCUGCCAAUCAUACAAAAAGUUCUAGAAAUGGCUCUGUAAAUUCCACAAACAUAAAUAGCAUUUCUUGUAGUAAACAAUCAAAAAGUAGUUUGAUAGAAAAUUCUGGUGUACAUGAUGUAACAGACAAAAUUAAUUCAUCAAAAGCAAAACAUAAGACUUCUGUUAUAAAUUCAACAGCUAGCACAUUAGAACAUUCAAAACAAAUAAAAACUCAAAAUUCAAUACUGAAGAAAAGGUCAAAAUCAAAAAAUGAAAAUAUCAUAGAUAGUAAAUCUAAAAUUAUUCUAAGUGAUGGUGGGAAAUCAAAAAUAACUAAACGGAAACCUAAAGAAGAUUCGAAGCGAAUAUAUUCAAAAGUGCUUGAUGAAAUACCAAAAAAUAUUUGUACAAAAGAAAAAAAAAAGGGUUUUUCAGAAGAAACACCUACCAAGAGUGCAUCAGGACAAGGCUUAUUUGACAAUUUUGAAGCAGAUGACUAUGGUGAUAUUAGUGAUUUUAAUGUAAUGCAAUCACCUGGAAAGUUAAGCAUGAUUUCACGGACAGACAAGUCCAGAAGUGAAACACCACCUUUGUUUAAUCAACAAUGGAUGGGAACUUCUGGUAAAUCUAUAGUUAUAAGUGAACCACCUACACCCCUUAGUAAAUCAGCAGAAGCUAAAGCAUUACGACGAGUUAAAAGACCUGAAAUAACAGAAAAAGAAGAAUUAAAAGAAAUGAAACGAUAUAAAUUAUCUAAAAAAAAACAAGGAGAUAAGGAAAAAAAUUAUGAUGCUGUAAACAAAUUGAUUAAUGACAUGUUAGUUUAUGGUGAGCAAUUGAGUUUUGAUGAUGAAAUGAUUUCAUAUUCAAGUUAAUUAUAUCUCAUUAUGUAUUUUUAACUAUGAUAACUAUUUUUAUAAUUAAUUUCCUUUAUUUUAUUAUUAUACGUUUACCUCAUUUAUAGAA